Molecule: messenger RNA, 544 nt
Organism: Trichoderma asperellum CBS 433.97
Lineage: Eukaryota; Fungi; Ascomycota; Sordariomycetes; Hypocreales; Hypocreaceae
Source: RefSeq, a predicted model, not a curated record
GGGUAGGUAGGAAAGGAUCAUAGGAUUUGUGUGGCUGUCAGGCUAAUACGGAUUGGACUUUGUAGACUUUCCCCUUACAUGCCUCUGCAUAUGCAGGACUAAGACAUGCCGUGCUACCUGUUGGGUGGGAUAGUCAUCGUCGUAUACAGAUUUCUUUUUAUAUCUCUCUUCUUUCCGAAUAGAGAAAGGCUCGGUGUAACUCGUCUGCAGCCCCAGGCGAAUGCAACCAACAGCAGGCACACCGGAAUCUCAAACACAAAGGCAAAAAGAAAAGGCAAAAAGGCUAAACCAUGGCCGAUUAAAGGGUCAACGAACAGUAACAACUACUGCAGGUUAAUCAAACAACUGCAUAUCAAGGACUGCUGCCGUUACUACUAGUACGUCGUAGUAGGACUGCUGUUGCUAGCAGAGAAACCCCGCAAAGUGGCGCGGUGUCGCGUGAGCACAAGUCGCCAGGACGUACAAACUAGAUAUCGUGGCCAUGGCGAGAGGGACGUUCGGUAUUCAGUUGGGAUUAGCAGUAGGCUGCGUCCCCUGGACCGGC